This is a messenger RNA of Pseudogymnoascus verrucosus, 3006 nucleotides long. RefSeq lists its product as uncharacterized. The record is from RefSeq and is a predicted model, not a curated record. The transcript has a single exon. Lineage: Eukaryota; Fungi; Ascomycota; Leotiomycetes; Thelebolales; Thelebolaceae. Bases 1282 to 2493 code for a protein of 403 amino acids.
GGCAGGAGUAGCGGUAGAGUAUCGGCCUUGUUCUUCGCUCUUUCUCGCUUGGCUAUCUAUCUCGUCUCUUCUCUUCUCUUUCAGCUAUUCCACUCAUUCCACUAAUUCCACUUAUGCCACCCGCUCUACGCCGUACUUGCGCCUUCCAACGCAUCCCCGUAUCCCACACCCACUCACCCUGCCUGCCUUGCCCGUGCUACUGCCUCCUCUCACAUGAACGAACGGCCGCUAAGCCUGGAAUCUCCAAUCGCAUCACCCAUGGCUCUGCCUAUUUAAUCCACUCGCCUCCCGCCAGAAUCCUCAAUCCCCAAAAAUCAAGUUAUUCGUCGUUGUUGUUACACUGCCUGCCGUCAGCAGAGCGAGUCGUUAUCCGGCUAUGGCUAUGGCUAUGGGGACAUUAUUCCGUCCCAGUCAUCAUCCUUUCCAGUCAUCAUGCUUCCUGCAGACAAUAGUGCAGACGAUAUUUUCGAUAUAUCGAUAAUGGAAGGGAUGGCAAUCCAGGGCCGUCGAUAGCCUGGGAUGGCGGAUGGGACUGUCGUGCUAUAUAUAUCACGCACACACACACAAUAUUCCUCCCCCCGCCCCAACUUCAAUAUACUAUACUCCACACAACCACCAACGGCCUUCGUAUGGUGCAAUCAAUCAAUCAAUAUAUAUCCACGAUUGCCGCCUAAAAAAGAAUUAGCCCCGCGAAUUGUAAAAUGGAGAUGGAAAUGGAAUGCAAACUGUCCAGUACUCUACUCAUAAAAUAUUCUGGCUGGGCACACUUCAAACUUCAGCAUGUGCUGUGUCCUGUAUGCUGUGCUCCGGCGAGGCAGAGACACCAAUAUGCACAAUCAGUACGUACACCCCCCUCCGUUGGCCCAGAAUAAGCCCAAAUCUGGCCGAAGCUCCCCAUAGCCACCAAGGUCCUGUCAGUCUAGCUUUAUCCAGCCUAGGUGGGAGCCGCACUCAGCCUCGGGCUAAUCGACUGCUAUGAUGACGCUGAGAUGUGGCAUAACAACACCACCACUGCCCCAAUGACUACGCAACUCGUACGAUCCUUCGCCCAUACACUUGCUUCCUUCUCGCCGGUAGCGAGUCCCUUAAUGCUUCUCCCACGCUCCGAGUAAUUGAAGUGCCCCAUGCCUAUCCCGCUUCUUCCGUUACAGAUGCCCCAGAGAGCGCGACAUCUUCCUCGAGGAUCUUGGUGACUCUGAUGUGACGUUGUGAAGCCGUUGCCCGAACCGAAAACGCCCGAUUGCCCAUAGAGCGCAACGAGAAAUCAACCCCGCGGCCGGCAUGAUGAGCUUCUCGCUCCCGGCGGAUGGGACGCGGAGUUCGGCGACGGCGGCAUUGCCGGGCUCCAAGUCCCCUGCCCUCACGAUCGACGCGAUUGCAAAGGCGGGGAGGCCGAAUAAGGUUAUUCGUAAACUGGGGCGGCCGCACGAGAAGAGCCUCAUAAAGAAUAGUUUGGACUUGGACCGGCCGAGCGUGGACCUGGGGGUCUAUUAUACUACCAGCAGGAGCAGCUAUGAUGCCGGCUCAGCGUCGCACAGCUUGGCGGAUUUGACAUGGAAUUCGAGCUCGGCGAGGGGCGGCAGGAGGCCGUAUCACCAUAGGAGUGUGAGCGGCACGAGCCAGUUCUCAUCCCGGACGUCGGGGAGUUAUAACAGGAAUGGCGGUUUUCAGCAUCCGUGGCAGCAGACGCCGAGGCCGUACACGCCGCCGGGGGCGGCGAGCUAUCAAGAUAGCAUUGGGAGUGAGAUGGAGAGGAAUAGGAUGUCGUUCGCAGACGAAGAGCAGUUGGGUGUUCGGUCGGGGAGUACAUUGUCAAAUUACAAUGUUGGGGGAACGCUUAACCCCCUUGUACCAGAAGUUACAGUACUUGACGCCAAACCAGGCGAGAGUUUAUCACUUACCAUCAACACCGACUCCUUGUCAACUCUACUCCGAGACUCAAACCUUCCUCUGUUGAACACAGACUCUUCCAAAUCACCUGAAUCAAACCUUGAAUCCACAGAAGAAACUUCACCUUCAAGCAGCCGCGAAAGUAUGGAGCAUAUUCGCAACAUGCGCGCCGAGGGCGGCAUCUUCGAGAAGAAGAAACCCCUCAAUGAACUUGAGGUCCUGCGCGAGGCCCGCCGCCGCUUUGAGGAGAAGGAGGCCCUCAAGAUCGAGCGUGCCGACCGUGCCCACGUGAGAGCCCUGGAGAAGAAGAACCUCAAGGAGGCCCUCAAGGCUGAGGCCGAGAAUCGUAAGGCCGCCGCCGAGGCUGCGGACAAGGAGAAGUAUGGACCUGACGCCUUGCAACCUCCCAUGACGAUGGAAGAUUUCCUGAACUCCAACUACGAGGAGGUCGUCAGCGAGGAAGGUCGCCGCAAGAAGUAUGCAAAGCGUGCCGCGCGCCAGAACAGCACGACCUAUGUUGCAAAGCACAAGGCUCAGAACGCAUGGAUGAGCUUCAUGAUCUGGUUCCGCACCAGACUUCUCAAGAUCAGCAGGAAGUUUUAAGCUGUCCACGUCUUCUCCGCUGGGUUCCUGAUGGCUGUUCUGUACGACGAAAGGCCAUGGCAAGGUCAAAUCACUCAGAUCGAGAACUUUACGUGUUCGACACCUUGAUUCUUCAAAAUUCAUUUUCAAAUUCACUUGCGAGAUCAACAUGGCUUUUCCACACACUUCAGCACCGGCAUUUCGUCAAAGUUCAACAACAUCCAGCCACUCAGUUUAUCAUCCAGCUUCUACUUCUCCAAUGCACAUACACCUCUCUUCUUUCCGCCAUCAAUCCAAAAAGGAAAACGCACAAGACUUCGCCUUCACCACGGCGGCACAAACAACGAAUCUCACGACUCUCUUUUUUUCUCAACUUCUUCAUCAUUCGCAUCGGCAUCGGCAUUCACGGCGGCAUUCAUCCCAGAGAAAAGGUCUCGGGCGUUCAUUUUCAAACUCACUCGGCGGGCAUUUACGGGCGGGUUUUCAGCAUUUCACGGACGGCGCUUGGCAAGGGGAGGGGGCUUCAGGAUGGGA